This is a messenger RNA of Synchiropus splendidus (mandarinfish), 1617 nucleotides long. Its product is annotated as homeodomain-interacting protein kinase 1-like. The coding region runs from base 132 to 1307 and encodes 391 amino acids. Lineage: Eukaryota; Metazoa; Chordata; Actinopteri; Syngnathiformes; Callionymidae. The record is from RefSeq and is a predicted model, not a curated record. Gene Ontology annotation, molecular function: protein tyrosine kinase activity; protein serine/threonine kinase activity; ATP binding. The transcript has 8 exons. Gene Ontology annotation, cellular component: cytoplasm; nucleus. Gene Ontology annotation, biological process: peptidyl-threonine phosphorylation; peptidyl-serine phosphorylation.
UGUACUCCAUGUAGUAUCAGGCUACUGACUACUUUUGUGCAAUUCAUUGAUGUGGCAAUGCAUGCUCAACGUUCCUCUAAGCAUAUAAGAAAAACGUACAUAUAAUUUGAAAAAAGACAGACCAGCGCAUCAUGGAAUUCAAAUGUCACAGUGGAACUGUGAUAAACUCCAGCUCUUCAGAAUACUACGUAGACAGCAUCGUCGGCAGGGGCACUUUUGGAAAAGUUGCUCGCUGUAGCAAUAGGACCACCAAUGAGAACGUGGCUCUAAAAAUCACCCGGAAAGCCAGCUUCUUUGAGAGAGCCAAAGAAGAGGGACAGAUGAUGGAGAUGCUGAAAUCGCAGAACUCGGACAAGUACAACAUUGUCAGGUGGGACGAAGCCUUCACCUGGAACUCUUGUUACUGUCUGGCUUUCGAGUUGCUGGAUGAGGAUCUGCAUCAUUUUCAGAUGAGGUGCAGGUCUGGACGACUCGGUCUCGAGGAGAUCCGUCCCAUUUUGAAGCAGCUUGUUGUUGCCCUGGAUUUCCUGCAACGGCACAAGGUUGCUCAUGCAGAUCUGAAACCGAAAAACAUCAUGGUCGUAGACCACUACCAACACCCACCCCGGAUCAAAAUCAUCGACUUUGGAUUAGCAACUGUGGUAUUCGAAGGGAAUGUGUGUGCAUCACUGCAGACGCUGUGGUACCGGGCUCCAGAGAUCGUGAUAGAAGCAACGUUCACUGAGGCCAUUGAUGUGUGGUCCCUGGGUUGUAUUGCAGUGGAAAUGUUCUUGGGAGAGCCAUUGUUCCCUGCCAAAGAUAAUUAUGAUUUGAUGCUCCGUAUUUUACACACAUUGGAGAAACCUUCAAACUAUCUCCUCCACACAGGCAUGCGAACGUCACAGUUUUUCCGUUUGGGCCACGCUGGAGUAUGGAGUGUGAAGUCACUCCUUCAAAACGGGCCGGUUCACUCUCACACAAUCAACAGCCUUGACUAUCUCCUGCAAGUGCCGCUGCACUCGCACCUCAGAGGAAGCAUGUGUGCCGAGAUAAACGACCGCGCCACUUUUGUUGAGCUGCUCAAGAUGAUGCUGAAGGUGAAUCCCAGCGAUCGGAUCUCGGCCCCGCAAAUUCUUCAGGAUGCUUUCAUCACAAUGAGCCACUUCGAGGAGAUAUUUGCCAAUUCCACCUAUUUUGAAACCUGUUUUGACUACAUGGAGCACCUGGUCAGCCAGGAACCCAACCUGAGCCCUGCUGCGGUGAACGUGUCGGAACAGGUUGCCAAUAGCCAAUCCACGAGUCAAUGGGACGGCGAUUGUCGUCAGUAGGUUAAAGCGUUUUUCAACCAGUGUCCUGCUGGCAGGUAUGUUCUAGAAGAUGAUCCGAUACGAUAUGGUGACGUUAGAUCGUACCACACGAUCGUGCUGACGUUCUGCUAAACUGAAGAGAUUGUAUCAUUUGGAAUGUCAUCAUUUCGAACACGCACUUGGAGUUGUUUGAUGCCGCCAAAUUUGGUGUUUGGCCUCUGGACUCUUUUACUCGCAGAAAUGUUUAUAUUGAGCAGAAAAUCACAUAAAACACAUGUGUGCCAUGAUGAAAUCAAAACUGUGACCCGGGGGUCUGGUUGUUGAGUGAACA